Messenger RNA from Quercus robur (English oak), 1532 nucleotides. Its product is annotated as tryptophan synthase beta chain 1-like. The record is from RefSeq and is a predicted model, not a curated record. Gene Ontology annotation, biological process: L-tryptophan biosynthetic process. The coding region runs from base 61 to 1458 and encodes 465 amino acids. Gene Ontology annotation, molecular function: tryptophan synthase activity. The transcript is spliced from 5 exons. Gene Ontology annotation, cellular component: cytoplasm. Lineage: Eukaryota; Viridiplantae; Streptophyta; Magnoliopsida; Fagales; Fagaceae.
CCUCCAAAGUACAACAAAAAGUAGGUUCAUUCUCUCUCUCUCUCUCUCUCAACGACCAACAUGGCCAUUUCCACAAACCAUGUUACGUCUCUUUCCAAACCAUGUAUCUCUUCCUUCACCACCCUCAAAGUCCUGUCAAAACCCAACAAUUAUUUCCAUCUGGGUCGAUCAGAAUUCAAGCGUUCUUCCAUCUCUUGCAACGUCACAGCUGAAGCUUCAACCCUUACCAUCAAUGCCAAAGAGAAUGAUUUCAAAACUUUACAGAGACCUAAUUCUGUGGGUAGGUUUGGAAAAUUUGGUGGAAAGUACGUCCCUGAAACUCUUAUCCCUGCUCUCACCGAGCUUGAGGCCGCAUAUCAUGCCAUUGCAGUCGAUCAAGAUUUCCAGAAAGAACUAGAAGGAAUAUUGAAAGACUAUGUUGGACGUGAAAGCCCUCUUUACUUUGCUGAGCGGCUUACAGAACAUUACAGACGUCCUAAUGGCGAGGGCCCUCAUAUAUAUUUGAAGAGAGAAGAUCUUAACCAUACUGGAUCUCACAAAAUCAACAAUGCAAUUGGUCAAGUUUUGCUUGCCAAACGUUUGGGGAAAAAGCGUAUAAUUGCUGAAACAGGAGCUGGUCAGCAUGGAGUUGCCACUGCUACUGUAUGUGCUCGAUUUGGUUUGGAGUGUAUUGUCUACAUGGGUGCCCAAGAUAUGGAAAGGCAAGCCCUUAAUGUUUUUAGAAUGAAGCUUCUGGGGGCUGAGGUUAGAGGAGUCCAUGCUGGGACAGCAACUCUUAAGGAUGCUACAUCAGAGGCUAUUCGAGAUUGGGUAACUAAUGUAGAUUCAACGCAUUAUAUCUUGGGGUCUGUUGCAGGGCCACAUCCAUAUCCCAUGAUGGUCAGAGAAUUCCAUGCAAUAAUUGGGAAAGAAACAAGAAGACAGGCGUUGGAAAAAUGGGGUGGGAAGCCAGAUGUGCUGGUUGCCUGUGUUGGUGGAGGUUCUAAUGCAAUGGGACUCUUCCAUGAAUUUGUCGAUGACUUCGAUGUCAGGCUCAUUGGUGUUGAGGCUGCAGGUCAUGGAUUAGAUAGUGACAAGCAUGCGGCCACCUUGACAAAAGGAGAAGUUGGAGUAUUGCAUGGGGCUAUGAGCUUUUUGUUGCAAGAUGAUGAUGGACAAAUAAUUGAACCUCAUUCAAUUAGCGCUGGUUUGGAUUACCCUGGCGUUGGCCCAGAGCAUAGCUUUCUAAAGGAGAGAGGGCGUGCUGAAUACCACAGCGCAACUGAUGAUGAGGCUUUAGAAGCCUUCAAGAGAGUGUCCAGAUUGGAGGGCAUAAUUCCAGCUCUGGAGACAUCACAUGCAUUGGCUUACCUAGAGAAGCUUUGUCCUUCUUUACCAGACAAAACAAAGGUAGUCCUGAGCUGCAGUGGCAGGGGUGACAAAGAUGUUCACACAGCCAUUAAACAUUUGCAAGUUUAAGGGUAGCUUUUUUGCCUCCUUGUAGUCUCCAAUAUCAGGACAAAUGGAUUAUUGAAGCUUCUUAUAUUUAAAAU